Messenger RNA from Corticium candelabrum, 1315 nucleotides. RefSeq lists its product as uncharacterized. Bases 89 to 1219 code for a protein of 376 amino acids. The transcript is spliced from 13 exons. The record is from RefSeq and is a predicted model, not a curated record. Gene Ontology annotation, cellular component: nucleus. Gene Ontology annotation, biological process: proteolysis; protein desumoylation. NCBI's taxonomy places the organism in Eukaryota, Metazoa, Porifera, Homoscleromorpha, Homosclerophorida, Plakinidae. Gene Ontology annotation, molecular function: deSUMOylase activity.
GAGAAGAUUGUUGGCACAUCCAGUAAUUCAAGUGAGAGUACAGAGAAAUACACUGCUCUUGGAAGAUCAAAGUGUAGCGCCAUCGCAAAUGUCACAGACCAUACAUACUGCAGACAAACUCUGUCUGUCUUUGCCCUAUACUCCACCAAAUGAUGUCAUAAUUGGCGAUACAAUUAUCUCAAUUGAACAGGAACACCAUGCCAGUGGUCCAAAGUGUCUGUUUUUGACGAGAGAACAACAAGAGCAGGUGGAUGAAAUCUGGGAAGGCACAGCACCAAACAGUGUUGUUGCCUACGGUGAUGAUGGCCAGAAGUUGAGAGCUGCAGAAUUGUGUAGUCUGUGCCCAAACAACUGGGUGAAUGAUAAAGACGUUGUUACUAUACCAGUUCAUCUUCCUGGUCACUGGACAAUUGUGGUUCUGGACAUCAAGAGAGCUGAAAUCAAGUACCUUGAUUCAUUUCAACCAAACCAAACCAAUUAUACAGUUGUAGCACGCAUUCGAGAGUUCUUACGAUGUGAAGCAGCAAAAUGGAAGUUCAGUGUAUCAGGCAAGUGGCCUUGCAUAGCCGGAUUCUCUCUAAGAGAUUUCCCAAUUCAAACCAAUAAAGCAGAUUGUGGUGUUUUCAUAUGUAUGGUAAUUAAGCAGCUCCAAUGCCAUGAAGAUACACCUGUUGUCUGUAUGCUUAACUUUCUACAACAGCAUGCACUCUAUCAAAUGAUGAGGCUCUCAUACAACUUCAAAGAAUGCCACAUGUCAUUAGCAAGAUCAUGGAUUGACAACAUAAUUUGUCUCAAGAAAGAUUCACACUGCUCUUGGAAACUGACUUCAACUGCAAGGAAAACACAAGCAGACAACAACAGUGAUGUAGAAAUUAUAGAUGACAAAUCAACAGAAAGAGAUUCGCCAAGAAGUCUGUUGCAGAAGAAUGAUAUUUUACUUGUACAUGAUGAUGUCAGUGACAAUCAUACCUGUGUAACACCAACAAGAAAAAAUUUACAAGUUGUUCCGCUAUCGGAUAAACACAUCAGUACUCAUGCUCUUGAUAGUGACAGCAUACAGUUACAUCAACAAGUAAAAGCUACAGACUUCAAAGGUGGGGACACAAGAAUCAAGGAAAUCGAUGAAGAAACUUUGGAACGUGACCUGUUUAACACUUCUCUAUUGCGGUUAUGGCAACCUUUGAAGAAUGGAAGGCAGAAGAUGAUGAUGAUACCAUAGUAAGUUAUAUUAUAAUUUUGUAGACAUCAUUUGGAAUGUGUGUCAGUCCAACAACACACUAACAACACACAUAUUCACACAUUACAAAUAUGGUAG